This is a messenger RNA of Cryptomeria japonica (Japanese cedar), 1840 nucleotides long. RefSeq names its product 1-aminocyclopropane-1-carboxylate synthase-like. Gene Ontology annotation, biological process: biosynthetic process; amino acid metabolic process. The transcript has 4 exons. Gene Ontology annotation, molecular function: pyridoxal phosphate binding; transaminase activity. The record is from RefSeq and is a predicted model, not a curated record. The coding region runs from base 84 to 1586 and encodes 500 amino acids. Lineage: Eukaryota; Viridiplantae; Streptophyta; Pinopsida; Cupressales; Cupressaceae.
CACAGGCAGAGGAAGAGGCAGAGGAUUAAGUCGAUUGCGUAACAUUACAGAGGAUUAAGGCGUAACAUAAGUACAUAAACAGCAUGCAACUCCCAACGCCCCUUUCUCGGAGAGCAACCUCCAAUGGCCAUGGUGAAGACUCUCCUUACUUUGAUGGGUGGAAAGCCUAUGACAGAAAUCCUUACCAUCCCCACAAUAACCCAUCUGGAGUUAUUCAAAUGGGCUUAGCAGAAAAUCAGCUUUCCUUCGAUUUAAUAGAAAAGUGGGUGAGAGAACACCCAGAGUCUUCCAUUUGCACGCAGGAGGGCAUUGCCAGCUUUAAAGAGACUGCCAAUUAUCAAGAUUAUCAUGGCCUCCCCAAGUUCAGAGAGGGUAUCACAUCAUUUAUGGAGGAAGUGGGAGGAGGAAAAGCGAAAUUUGAUAAAGAUAGAAUAGUUCUCACUGCAGGAGCAACUGCAGCCCAUGAGGUGCUAACAUUUUGUGUGGCAAAUCCAGGAGAGGCUUUCCUCAUUCCAUCCCCAUAUUAUCCUGGGUUUGAUAGAGAUCUAAAGUGGCGGACUGGAGUAGAGUUGAUACCGGUGGUGUGUAGUAGUUCCAACAAUUUUCAGGUGUCAGUGAGUGCACUUGAAGAAGCAUACACAGAGGCCAAGUGUCGUAAGGUAAAAGUGAAGGGAAUUCUAAUAACAAAUCCAUCCAACCCACUAGGAACCACAAUGGAUGAGAAAACAUUGAGAAGCAUAUUACAUUUUGCAACAGAGAAGAAGAUUCAUUUGAUCUGUGAUGAGAUCUAUGCAGGAUCAGUGUUUUUGGGUCCAAGGUUUGUGAGCAUUGCAGAGGUGGUACAGAGUCAAAUAGAGCGUGAUCAUGUUCACAUUGUUUACAGUCUAUCAAAGGACAUGGGAUUGCCUGGCUUCAGAGUGGGAGCCAUCUAUUCAUAUAAUAACAAGGUUGUUAUGGCGGCACGUAGAAUGUCAAGUUUUUGCAUGGUUUCCUCACAAACACAGUACUUGUUGGGUAAGAUGCUAAGUGACAGAUUAUUUGUGAGAGAAUAUAUUAAGGAGAAUAAGAAGAGGCUACAAGAGGCGCAUAGUGUGUUUGUGCAAGGAUUAUGUGAGGUGGGAAUUAAGUGUUUGGCCAAUAGCAAUGCAGGGCUUUUUUGUUGGGUGGACCUCCGCCAUCUUCUCCAUAAAGAUUCAGAGCUUACACUUUGGAAGAUAAUCAUCGAAGAAAUUGGAUUGAAUGUAUCACCUGGGUUGUCAUGCCAUUGUAAAGAGGAAGGAUGGUUCAGGUUUUGCUUUGCUAACAUGACCCCAACCACAAUGCAAGAAUCACUCACUAGAAUCAAGCGCUUGAUAGAAAGGAGGAGCAAGGUGUCCACAAUCUCUCGCUCAUCUGCACUAACAUUUCAUACAACUCGUCCUAAGAAUCUCUCCCUCUCUAUUGAUAGAGCUCCAAUAGCAAACAUGAGUUGUCUCAAUAGCCCUCGCAUCCAAAUUGCAUCCAAGUGCUAUCUCAAUAGCCCUUGCACCCCAGUCACACCCAUGUAUUGUUUCAAUAGCCCUCACACCCCAAUCACAUCCAUGUGAUAUCCAAAUACUUUCUAUAUUGACCACCAUUCAACUCUCUUCUUCAUUUUGUUUAUGGGGAAAUCAGUUUUUUUAUUCUUUAAUGGUUUGUUAGGGAGAAGCAAUUGCCUUGUUCCCAAUGCAAAAUCCAUUCCCUCCAAUAAAAUUUUUCAAUUCUUUAUUCUUGAAUGGUUUGUUAGGGAGAAGAAAUUACCUUGAUCCCAAUGCAAAAACCAUUCCCUCCAAUAAAAUUUUUAUUAUAAAUUAUUUAAUUA